UCUGUCUGUCUGUCUGUCUCUCUGUGCUCCUGCGGGCUUUGACACGUCAUUCGCGGCCUUGAAUUUGCUGGUCUGGUGUUCAUCUCUGCGUAUGGGUGACGGCUUUUCGAGGUCGCCGUCCUCUGCCACAAACAUGGUCGAUGGAUUGCAGCAUCCGUCGGCGAUUCAGAAAAUUCACGGGCAGUCUCACCUAGUAUCUCUGCUUUCGCGCGCCACCCACGCGAGAAAUUAUGGACCUCGCAAUUUCGCAGGCACUUGUGGCAAUGGAGCGUCCGGGAGUCCUCUGUCUCCAGUAUUCCGGGGGGGCAGUGGUCUGGCACUGCUGUCGCCUCGCUCUCCAAUAUUUGUUCAAGCUCCAGCUGAAAAACGAGCGUCCACAUUCUUAGAGGAUUUCCUUAUGGGGGCGGUUUCCGCAUCUGUUUCCAAGACGGCAGCUGCUCCAAUCGAACGCGUCAAGCUGUUGAUCCAAAAUCAAGACGAAAUGCUCAAGUCCGGUAGGCUGUCUGAACCAUACAAGGGGAUUACCGACUGUUUUGCGAGGGUUAUCAAAGAAGAAGGUGGGAUUGCUUUGUGGAGAGGCAACACUGUCAAUGUCCUCAGAUACUUCCCGACUCAGGCCCUGAACUUCGCAUUCAGAGAUCGCUUCAAGAGGAUGUUCAACUUCAAGCAAGAAAGGGAUGGCUACUGGAAGUGGUUCGCCGGCAACAUGGCAUCUGGUGGAGCCGCUGGCGCCACGUCUCUUCUCUUUGUGUACUCCCUGGAUUAUGCUCGGACCCGUCUUGCUAGUGAUGCUAAGGUCGCCAAGACAGGCGGUGAGAGGCAGUUCAAUGGCUUGAUCGAUGUCUACAAGAAGACGCUCAAGUCUGAUGGCAUCGCUGGUCUUUACCGUGGAUUCGCCGUUUCGUGGGUCGGGAUCACAGUCUACCGUGGGCUUUACUUUGGUUUGUAUGAUUCUCUCAAGCCGGUGGUUUUGGUCGGUAAAUUGCAGGAUAGUUUCGUAGCGAGUUUCUUGCUUGGCUGGGCAGUCACAAUCGGUGCUUCAAUGGCAUCUUACCCGUUCGAUACGGUGCGGAGGAGGAUGAUGAUGACGUCAGGAGAGGCCGUCAAGUACCGGAACACCAUCGACGCUUUUCAACAGAUCAUCAAGAAGGAAGGCGGGAAGUCGCUUUUCAAAGGUGCUGGUGCGAACAUCCUCCGUGCCGUUGCCGGCGCGGGCGUCCUCUCGGGCUAUGACAAGCUGCAGCUCCUCCUAUUCGGCAAGAAAUACGGGUCCGGCGGCGGCGGUUGACAUCGAAAAGCUCUGCACGAUGGAUGACGACGAGAAAACAUUCACCUAGUUAUCCCCAUGGGCCAUUGUUGUGUGUUGGAAUAAAUUCAGGAUUGAUGGAAUUGCCUUUGAUUAGACAGAUGGGUUUCUGAUACCCAUCACCACAGUUAUAUAAAUGA
Messenger RNA from Rhodamnia argentea, 1446 nucleotides. Its product is annotated as ADP,ATP carrier protein 1, mitochondrial-like. Gene Ontology annotation, molecular function: ATP:ADP antiporter activity. Gene Ontology annotation, cellular component: mitochondrial inner membrane. The coding region runs from base 92 to 1288 and encodes 398 amino acids. NCBI's taxonomy places the organism in Eukaryota, Viridiplantae, Streptophyta, Magnoliopsida, Myrtales, Myrtaceae. The transcript has 4 exons. Gene Ontology annotation, biological process: mitochondrial ATP transmembrane transport; mitochondrial ADP transmembrane transport. The record is from RefSeq and is a predicted model, not a curated record.